AUGGCUAAUUCUGUUUUAAGAUUGUUCCUGAGAUUCCCGAGUAGUAAUCAUUGCAGUUUCACAAAAUCUGCUGCUACCUCAUGGUGUUAUUACAACAGUUUUUAUCGAAACUGUUCAGGCUACCUUUUCAUGAGAAAUUCGAAACCAAGAGGGUGGUCGGUAAUCAGAACUAGUACGCGUGAAGCUAAGUUUAAGUUCUCGACUAAUUCCUGUUCCAGUUCUUUAAGUAGUAAUACCAGUACUUGUGAGAAUGAUGGUGGCCGAGAGUAUCUGAUGAUGACCGAUGAUCAACUAAUAAGUCAGUGCGAGGUAGAUACUUUCAAGGCAUCAGGACCGGGAGGACAACACCGUAACAAGCGUGAGUCUGCAGUGCGUCUGAAGCACCUUCCAACCAGUAUUAUUGCUCAGGCUGUGGAGGAUAGAUCACAACACAAAAAUCGUGCUUCAGCCCUUGCUCGCUUGCGUACGCUUUUAGCUCUUAAAGUGAGGAAUACCGUGGAUCUUGAUGCAUACGUACCUCCUCCGGAACUUGUGCAAAUUCUGCCUGCAAAAUCAACUGUAAGGGGAUCAUACCAAGGUCCUCAGAUUGGACCAAAUAACCAGAAAUUUGUUAUGGGAAUGCAGGCUUUACUUGACCUAAUUUUUGCAGUCGAGGGGUCUGUGGCAGAUGCUUCAAAGAAGUUAGGGUUGAGCACUGGGGCGUUAUCACGGUUAAUUUUAUCUGAUGAUUCUCUUCGAAUGGCGGUGAAUGAAUUAAGGGCUAGUAAGGGUAUGAAGCCUCUUAAAUAG
Messenger RNA from Fraxinus pennsylvanica, 789 nucleotides. The record is from the annotation of a GenBank genome assembly. NCBI's taxonomy places the organism in Eukaryota, Viridiplantae, Streptophyta, Magnoliopsida, Lamiales, Oleaceae.